This is a messenger RNA of Terrapene triunguis (Three-toed box turtle), 1693 nucleotides long. Its product is annotated as solute carrier family 22 member 2-like. The transcript has 11 exons. Lineage: Eukaryota; Metazoa; Chordata; Testudines; Emydidae. Bases 13 to 1683 code for a protein of 556 amino acids. The record is from RefSeq and is a predicted model, not a curated record. Gene Ontology annotation, cellular component: membrane. Gene Ontology annotation, biological process: transmembrane transport.
CCAUAUGCAAAAAUGCCAACCUUAGAUGACAUUCUAGAGCAUAUUGGGGAAUUUGACUUGUUCCAGAAGCGAGCCUUUUUUGUCUUAUGCCUGCUGUCUGCCUCCUUCACCCCUAUUUACGUGGGUGUCGUCUUCUUGGGGUUCACUCCUGAACACCGCUGUCUCAGUCCUGGAGUUGCUGAGUUGAGCAGCCGAUGUGGCUGGAGUCUAGAAGAGGAACUGAAUUACACCGUUCCAGAGCAGGGGAGACAUGGGGAGUCUUUCUCUAGUCAGUGCAGGAGAUACGACGUGGACUGGAACACAACUGGCCUCAGCUGCACAAACCCCUUAGAAAACUUCACCGGUUAUGGCAACAGGAGCAGUAUCCCUCUUACCCCCUGUCAAGAUGGCUGGGUUUACGAUUCUUCAGCAUCGUCCAUCGUGACUGAGUUUAACCUGGUGUGUGAGGACUCCUGGAAGCUGGAUCUCUUUCAGUCUUGUGUGAACGUUGGAUUUUUUAUUGGCUCCAUAAGCAUUGGCUACAUAGCAGACAGGUUUGGUCGUAAAUUAUGCCUGUUAAUUACAAUCCUUGUCAAUUCCAUUUCUGGAGUUCUCAUGGCCUUUGCACCAAGCUACACGUGGAUGCUGAUCUAUCGUUUCAUACAAGGACUGGUCAGCAAGGGGGGCUGGUUAACAGGCUACAUCCUGAUCACAGAAUUUGUUGGCUUAAGCUAUAGAAGGACAGUAGGAAUUGUUUACCAAGUAGCCUUUACUGUUGGACUCCUUGUACUCUCUGCUAUUGCUUAUAUGAUUCCUCACUGGAGAUGGCUGCAGCUCACUGUUACGCUGCCAAACUUCUUCUUCUUGCUCUAUUACUGGUGUCUGCCAGAGUCACCAAGGUGGCUGAUCGCUCAACAGAAAAAUGACAAAGCCAUGAAAAUUAUUAACCGUAUUGCCAAGGGAAAUGGGAAAAAGGUGCCUCCCUCUUUACAGAGUCUCAACCCUGAAGAGGAAGAUGGGGAAAAGCUGAGCCCUUCAUUUCUAGACUUGGUCAGAACACCUCAGAUAAGGAAACAUACGCUCAUUUUGAUGUACACUUGGUUCACAAGCUCUGUUCUGUACCAGGGGCUCAUCAUGCACAUGGGGAUUGCUGGUGGGAACAUUUAUCUGGAUUUCUUCUAUUCUGCACUGGUUGAAUUUCCAGCCGCCCUCAUACUCAUACUCACAAUUGAUCGCAUUGGCCGUCGCUAUCCCUGGGCUGCAGCAAAUCUGGUGGCGGGGGCUGCUUGCCUUAUUACAGCUUUCAUCCCAGACAAUAUCUAUUGGUUAAAAAUUACUGCAGCUUGCUUGGGCAGAAUGGGAAUUACCAUGUGCUAUGAAAUGGUUUGCCUAGUAAAUGCAGAAUUGUACCCAACAUUUCUCAGGAACCUGGGAGUACUUGUCUGCUCUUCCAUGUGUGAUAUUGGUGGGAUCAUAACUCCAUUCAUUGUCUACAGACUGGCAGAGAUCUGGCAUGAGCUGCCACUUGUAGUUUUUGCUGUGGUUGGUUUAAUUGAUGGUGGACUGGUGCUGCUCCUACCUGAGACCAAAGGGAAAACUUUGCCUGAGACCAUAGAAGACGCUGAAAACAUGCACAGACAAAGAAAGCGCAAAAAAGAAGUGAUUUACCUGCAUGUUUUAACAACAGAAGUUGCACCUAAUUAAGUUAAAGAGC